Messenger RNA from Bombus pascuorum, 7103 nucleotides. RefSeq names its product GAS2-like protein pickled eggs. Gene Ontology annotation, biological process: protein localization to microtubule plus-end; microtubule bundle formation; actin crosslink formation. Gene Ontology annotation, molecular function: cytoskeletal adaptor activity; actin filament binding; microtubule binding. The transcript is spliced from 8 exons. Lineage: Eukaryota; Metazoa; Arthropoda; Insecta; Hymenoptera; Apidae. The record is from RefSeq and is a predicted model, not a curated record. Bases 447 to 3146 code for a protein of 899 amino acids. Gene Ontology annotation, cellular component: stress fiber; microtubule plus-end; cytoplasm.
AACUAGGCGCUUUAGUCUCUAGUUGGGACGCGACGCGUGAGUGUGGGGUUUGAGUGCACCCCCUGAAGGUGUGAACGGUAUCGUGCAUUGAAAACAAAUCGUCGUGACAGGAAAAAAAAUUAUAUGAUACAGAAACGCGCAGAAACGGACGUAUCCUCUGGCCUGGUAAUUAUCGAGCUUUUGUCUCGGUGGCAUCGUACCGUAUCGAAGUGAGAACUGUCACUCCGCUGAUGUCCGGUGAAUCGAUCGUAUAACACAGGACUAGUUCGAGACGAUACGUCGCGAUCGCCUUGAUGAUAAUUGGCGGUCUCGCGCGCGACUGAUCGAGACGAUUUCGGGAUUAAAUCGUUCGUCGAUGCGACACUCGCUGUCGCGUGUGCCUGUCAGGGAUACGUGAAGAAGGUUUCCUCUUUGUGGACACGACUGAUAAGUAUCGAUCAGGCAUUAUGUCGGUGCUUCUGGAGGCGAGGUCUUACAGGCCCUUCAAAUCCUCGGAGGAGUAUUUGGUCGCGAUGAAAGAGGACCUGGCCGAGUGGUUGAACGCGCUGUAUCCGGAGCUGAGAAUCAACGUUGACAAUUUUAUGGACAGGUUGGACACCGGCGUCGCUCUUUGCAAACACGCGAACAACGUACGCAAGUCAGCGGCCGAGUACGUGGCGCGGCGUCAAGCGCGCAAAAUCUCGAUGACACGAUCGAUGACCUCGUCGCUGGCGUUGCCGAUGAGCCAGCUGAGCGACGUGGCCUUCCUGCCGAACGCGAAGGCCGGCACCUUCUUCGCCCGUGACAAUGUGUCCAACUUUAUCGGCUGGUGCCGCAACAGCCUCGGUAUCAUCGAGUGUCUGUUAUUCGAGACCGACGACCUGAUUAUGCGCAAGAACGAACGACACGUGAUUCUCUGUCUAUUGGAGGUCGCCAGGCGAGCCGCGAAAUUUGGUAUGCUGGCGCCAAUGUUGGUACAAAUGGAGAGACAAAUCGAUCGAGAGAUCGCAGCUGAGAAUAAAGCGGCGAACGGAGCUCAUGGAAAUAAUGGAAACGAGGAGAGCGACGAUGACUAUGCGGAUAUGCAGCAGGAGGAACCGUGUCUCAUUUAUGGACCCCAGCCGCAGAUCGUCACCAAUGAUCUGAAGAGCCUGGACGAAAUGGUUCGAGACUUGGUGGAAAGGUGCACGUGUCCAACGCAGUUCCCCAUGAUCCGCGUUUCCGAAGGGAAAUACCGUAUCGGAGACACGAAGGUGUUGAUCUUCGUGCGAAUUCUUCGAAGUCACGUUAUGGUGCGAGUGGGUGGCGGCUGGGACACCCUCAGCCAUUAUCUGGACAAGCACGACCCGUGCCGAUGCAAGACCUCGCAUCGCUCGAUGAUCUCAGCUAAGUUGAUUCAAAAGGCUGGAGGGUCGUUCGACCUUGGCAGCGCGCAGGUGCAUUACGAAAGAUCACCUCCUAGAACACGACGGAGUUCGGCGUCGAGCGUCGGUUCGUGCGCAGGCACGAUGCAGAAUCAGCAACAAUCGACGCAGCUGCACGCGGCCAAGAGCGUUUCCAGCAAUCGGUCACGAUCGCCCACGCCUCACCAGCCUGCCGGCAAGCAACAGCAACAAUCAAACAGCGAGGAGCAACGAAAGAUCAACCGAUCGAGAAGUCCAACGCCACAGAGGAAGUUCUUGGGUAGCCCUAGUCAUCAGCCAGACUUUGGCAAGCAACGAUCGAGAUCGCCAACACCGAAGGCUCAGCUAAGGCCUAACAGCCCCACGACGAAGCUGGAACAUGGAAAAGGUGGAUCUUACGUGGAUUCAUCUGGCAGAAGUUCGAACGAAGAUUCACGUUCGCCGACUCAUCAUGGAAGGCAUCAGGAAGCUAAGGAUGCAAAGAAGGACCCCCAAGAGAUCCGUACGAAAGUUCCCGUAACAGAGGAAUUCACGAAACGAUACGUCGUCGACGGUGGUGUAGCGCGUAGAACAAUAGAAAAAGACGACACACCGAAAUACGAGCCCUCAAUUUACAACUACAAGUGUCGCGAGGACUCCAGUAGUCGCAGUCCAACGCCGAGUCCUCCAGCAAUUAAAGAAGAGCCGGUCUUGGAAAGUUUCAGCAAAGAUGUGUCCGCGAAUGCACAUUACACAAAGUCACCACACGAUGGAGAACAUUCAGACAAUUGCAGCGAAGUAUCUGACGAGGGUUAUCGAAGCUUGGGAGCAGUUCAGCCAACCAGUGGAAACGGAAAUCCCGGGACGCAAGGAUCGCCCACGGUUGCCGAUUGUCAAAAGCAACCCGUGAAACCUGAACCUGAGGAGAGGUCCUGCGUGGAGACAGAGAGCAUCGAGACAGGCCUUCGAAAGACUCGCAUAGGUCCAGCCAGUCCUCUCCGCGCUUCGCCUUCGAGAAGCGUGGCCUCUUCCUCCGGGGACCGAACUCCUCGAGCAAAUUCCAUCGUACGUGAAAACAGCAACGUCUCAAGAGCUUCGUCAGGCAGUAAAACACCCAGAGACAGCAAUUCCAGUCCAGAAGGAAGUCCUCUCAAACGAGUAACGAUCAGAAACAGCCUUCGAAAACCUCCAACAGGCAGUCUAAGCAAAGCAUCUCCUGUACCAAAAACCUGUCCGAAUCCAGUGAGUGGUAGCAACACGUGGAACGGUAGACAGACUCGACAGAGACCCAGUAUCCAAUCAGACACCUUUCUGAACCCUCAAGUACCAGCCACCUGUGCCACCGCCCCUAAUUUCACCAGGAAAAGUUCAGCCAGGCAAAGUCUGCCUAGGCAAAGCUCCAACGGUGGUAUCCAAUAUGACAGAAAUGGAAGAAGAAUCAAAGUUACCACUGGAUCUCUUCAGUCUUCGCCCACCAAGGUGAAUCCUCUGCUGGAGCAGAUUCUACAGAAGGUUGGUCACUUGCAAGACGAACGCGAAGUGGUUCAGAAGCUUCAGGAUCUUUUGAGGGAUUAUCAGUCGCAUAGUUCUGGCGAUGGCAUGGCGAAUAUGGAGUUCACCAGGGCGUGGAUCGAUGGUAACGGGAUCGUAGCGUUGCCUCAGGACAAUCAGAUGACGGCCAGUCCUAGAAAGGAUCCCAAGCCUGUCUCGGAGAGGGGAGGUUUCUCCAGGAUACCGGCGCCAGUUUACAAGAGGCCGAUGUCUGUCGCGUCUGACAGCGUGUAAAGCUUCUCUAUGAGCUUCUAACGUUUAGAGGGCGACGAUGAUACUGGUUCAGAGCGUGUCCUCGAGGUCAUCGGGCUCCUCGAUCGCCCAUAGGCUAGACUGUGUGUACGCGGAGCCUUGCCAGUGCUCUCGCAGCUUCCUUGCUCGUGACGCCCUCGAUUUAGCAGAUUCUCUGUUGAUUAUACGUGGACACGUGACGAGACGUAGGUGUCAAAGGUGUUUCAAGGUGAGAAAUGGUGAUUCCAAAGGUGUUUAAGUAAGGGAAAGAGUGAGGUUAGGAUGAUCCUAAUUUUAAAUGCAGUGUUUCCGGAAUUAACGUAACAUUGGUGUCUCUGCUGCAUCGUUCAAUAAACAACAUUGGUCGAAUGUAUAUGCAGAUUUUCUGAAUUAGUAUAGACUACUCAUCCCAAUUGCAUCGAGAAAUGAUCGCUGGUCGAAAUGGGCCUAACUGAUGCUCCGGGGUUAGAAAGGAGUUUAAGAUAGUUCCCUUUGUUCUAAUUCUGGGAACCCUGUAAUUUCAUGAAACGUGUCUCUGUGGUGCUUGGGAGAUUCCUUUUCUCUUGGAACAUUUUGUAAAUAGCAACGCUUCUACUGAAAGUGUUUUAGAAAAAAUUGUUCCCUUUUCUAUUGUGAAUUAUCUUAGAGGAAUAGAAAUCACGUUCUUUUCCCCCUUGAAGAAGAGAGAAUCCCUUUAUACUUAAACACCGCGAAACGAUGCUUGAAGGGUAAAUCAGCCUUUCCUCACCUGUGCACGAUUCACAAAAAUCCCAAACAUCCACGUUUUGAAAUGUAAAAAAAUCCGCGUUUCCACGUGUCGUACGAUAACAAAUCGAAGGUGUCCGAUUAGAGUGGAAGUUUAACGGGCCUUAACGGUACGUGGUCGAUCAGUUAGCUCGUAGGAGUCACGUGUAUAUCGAGGUGGUGCUUGGAUGGUGCUGAACGAGAUGACGUUCGUGAUGCAAGUAAGAUUAUAAGGUGAUCAAAAAUAAAAAUAAAAAAAAUUAAACAAACAAAAAAACAGAUCAAAAAGAAAAAAGAAGAAAAAAAAGCGAUGGGAGAGGAAGAACGACAGAGAAGCUGAAAUGAUGACGAGAAAGGGAACGAAAAAAAGAGAAAGGUAGGUUAGGUAGGUAAGGGCGAGGGAGACUCGUCUCGUCGAUGAACAACAACGAUUUCGAUUGACGAACAACAGACAGAAUUCAAGCAGGCAAUUAGCUGGUGUACGGCUCUUGCGUUAAUGGCUUCCCGAUCGAUUUGCUUCCAGUCAGUUAAUUGCACUCCGGCUGACAGCUCGUCGAUUCAUCCGAGACGAGAGAUUGCACCUUUGCACCGUGGACACACGCGACGCGAUCUCUCUUUUUUGUCGUGAUACGUUCUUUUUUCCGUGUGUCUUGUGAUCGAUACUUCGCAGCCUUCCCUUUUGCUUUAUUGAAUUCUUUUACCGGGAAUUCUUUUCCUUUUUUUUUUUAUUGCGGAGCUAAUGGACAUUCUCCGACCGAGGAAUUAUAGGGGGCUGAAUAUUUAUGUAUUGGAAAAAGAUUUGGGGCAUAUAAUAUGGUAAUAAAAGAAAAUUGCAGAAAGUUUUGUGAAAGAUAAAAUAUAGAAUCAUGAAAGUCGUACAUGAACAUAAAAAUUGCACGAAACUUUGCAGGAAAACGAAUACAGAAUUUUCUUCGAUAUCGACUUCAAAGCUUUUUCUUCAAACCUGACAGAAUCUCACAGAUCGGUCACAAGUUACAUCGAGCUAUAUCACAACAAGGAAAGAAAAGGGAAAAAGAGAAUCACGUCGUUUCGUGAUCAUUUUCAUUAGCUUAGUACGUAUAAGAGGUCGACGAGCGUAAAUCGCGAUCUUUCGACGAUCGCGAUCGCUGAAGAAGAAACGAUCGUCGGGGGAUCGACGAGAUCUCGGGUUUCGCAGUCAGAAUUUCUACGUUCGAUCGUUUACCACGGCCGCCGGGCCGGCGAGAAAUUAUUUAUUUAUAUAGUCUAUCGGUUAUAUUUAUUAAAGACGAUUUAUUUGCGCGUUGCGAGUUCUCUUGAGGAUGGGAGGAUAAUAAACGACGAGAACAAUGCAGAGUCGAGGAGGAAUAGGUUAGAAACGGAGUAGAGGAGAGAGAAACGAAGGUUUCUUAGCAAGAAAAAAAAAAGGAAAUCAAAUUCACCCCAGAAAACAGACUGCAUUAUUGUAGAUAGCGACGUGUCGUCGAACAAAACGCCAUUCCAAUGUUUCAAUGUUUUUUAUACCAAAACGCGAGCGUAGCGGCAUUUUGUAUCAAGUGUCUUGAGGGGAAAAUGGCGUCCGGGCGGGACGUGUUUCAGUUUUCGCGUGUCAGCUUCAUGGAAACUAGACAAAUGGAAAUGUACAGGGAAAUUUUUGCAUAAGAAUUGUACGUAGAGUCCUUGCUGUAGAAUUGAACGUCUGUAAAUUAAUUAUACAUUGCUCAACAGAAUGUAACUCGAGUGAGUGAGUAUUUGGUAUCUCGUGUGGAAGAAUCAAUUAGGUUAUGUAUCAUUUUUAAAGACUCAUAUUUCUGAUUCUGAAACUAGGUCAAGAAAUUUGAUGAAUUUCCUCUUUAAUUCUACAAUUUUGAAUUUUGUAGUUGCAAAACGAAGAUUGAAAAAAUUUUCAUAGAAGACAUCGUACGUAGUGCUAACUCUAACCUUCAAAUUUUCAAUCCUAACUUCGUUUAGGUUUCGUAGUUACAAGAAGAGAUCGAAAAAUUCCAAAAUGAAUACUUUAGGCUUUUUAUACUACGUAUAUUCUAACCUCUAAAUUUGUAAUUCUAAAUUUUCAGUUCUAUAGUUGCAAACGAGAUUUGGAAAAUUUCUAAAUAUAUACAAUAAAGAGAAAAGAAUAUUACAAAAUCUCUGUGUCCACCACCGAUUCAAAAUACUUGGAGAUAUGAUAAUAGCGUUUAAUCAAAAAUUGUUUCGAAGCGAGACGCGCGAGUGAAACGCAGCGAACUUAAGAUGAAAGAGGCUGAAAGUGUGGAGCUAAUAUUUUUUAUAAUAGCCUAGUAGAGAAAUCGUGUCCUUACGGCCUAAGGUCGGCCUCUCCAAGUUUUUCGAUGUUUCGUUUCCUCUCGAAGUUUCUUCGACAAGGACUACGUCCCGCCACGGAAACUCUGGUCCCCGCCGAUUACGAAUUAAGAGGUACACUUCCGGCAGGAAGACAGAGAAGUUUAUUUUGUUGACCAGAUGUUCGAGUAGAGAUUGUAACGCGAAACGCACGUAUGCCCGAUAUAAGGAAAAAGAAAGAAAGGGAAUUAUUUUUUAGUAAUACGCGUCAGGUGCACUUCCGGAAGUUACUGUGUGUCGCCUCUGUGACGUUCGAACGAUGCGUGGAUUAUUUUCAUUUAAUUUUUCUUUAAUUUUACUCAGUUUUUAUUUUAGUUUGCGGGCUGUUUGCUUUUCAAGAGAACGAGGUUUGAGGUUUAGUUCGUACAGGGAGUUUCAUAAAUGUCGAGACAAUUUUUAUGAAUGUAAUAUUUAAAACAGGAAUUUCUUUUAGUUUUUGCUUUUUUUUUUUUUUUUUUGGUACAUUAUGAAACAUUGUAUGAUCUAAGAAUUAUGUUUCCAAUUAGGUAGAAAAUAUUGUUUCGUUUAAAAGAUUUCUUCGAUACUUGAAAAGCAAAAGGUUCCAAGUAUUUUCUUCCUUUUUUCUUUUUUAUUGAUCUUCGGGUAAUUAAGAUCGGCGAUCUAUUUGGAAUUGAGAUCGCUGUUGAAGACGUUUUUUAAACCACGUGGUAGUUUCUUAUGAAAAUUUUCUUUCUUCUUUUAUCUCUUUGUUCUAUAUAAUGCAUGCCAAAGAUAUAUACUUCGUUUUAAAGUAAGCGUUCUCUAUAUCGUGGUUAACGAAAAACGUCUUUAUGGAUGAACAAUAUCAACCGGUUUUAAGAAAAAUAUUUUAACUCUCUUUUAGUUGUAAUUUUACUUUAUAGAAGCGCGAUUUUUUUU